This is a messenger RNA of Brenthis ino (lesser marbled fritillary), 705 nucleotides long. NCBI's taxonomy places the organism in Eukaryota, Metazoa, Arthropoda, Insecta, Lepidoptera, Nymphalidae. The record is from the annotation of a GenBank genome assembly.
AUGAGGGUGUUAAUAUUAUUAGGUGUUCUGUAUAUAGUGGCGAUAUGUAGCGCCUACGAGGCAGAGGAUCAGGCAGUCGCAGCCAGCAAACAUGAGCACGGUGGUGGCCACGAUCAUCAUGAACAUCAUCACCACGAGCAUGGCGACAAAGGGCACAAGGGCCACAAAGGUCAUCACCAUCAUCACAAAGGCGAUGAAGGACAUUAUGGCAAGCACCAUCAUGAGGAUCAUCAUCAUGAGCAUGGUGGUGGCCAUAAGAAACAUUGGGAUGAACAUGACCAUCAUGGUGAACAUCACGAACAUGGUCAUCACCACAAAGGUGAGAAACACGGUCACCAUGAACAUCACGAUAAAGGUGAACACGUUGAUGGAUACCAUAAGAAACAUCACAAAGACCACUUCCAUAAGGACCAUCAUUUCCAUGAUGGCCAUCAUGAUGAAGGCAAGCACCAUAAAUAUGGACACCACCACGGACACCACGAGAAGCACGGAGGACAUCACAAGAAAGGCGGCCAUCACCAUUCCGGCCAUCAUGAGGGUCACCAUGGCAAGCACGGACAUCAUGACAAACAUCACUAUGACGAAGACCAUCAUGACCACAAAGGCCAUCACGGACACGACGAACACCACCAUCAUCAUCAUGACCAUGGCAAGAAAGGCGGGCAUGAGGACCACAAGCACUGGGGAUUCCACCAUGGAAAACAU